This is a messenger RNA of Chaetomium globosum CBS 148.51, 1131 nucleotides long. RefSeq lists its product as uncharacterized. The record is from RefSeq and is a predicted model, not a curated record. The transcript is spliced from 3 exons. The coding region runs from base 1 to 1131 and encodes 376 amino acids. NCBI's taxonomy places the organism in Eukaryota, Fungi, Ascomycota, Sordariomycetes, Sordariales, Chaetomiaceae.
AUGGCGGAGAAACCGUCGGUGUUGAUCAUCGGCGGGCUCGGCUACAUUGGCCGGUUCCUGGCCCUCCACAUCCACGAGAACAACCUCGCGUCCGAAGUGCGCAUCGUCGACAAGGUGCUCCCGCAGUUGGCAUGGCUGCCGCCCGACUUUGAGGAGGCUUGCGCCGGGCCCAAGUUUGUGCAGGCUGAUGCCAGCAGAGAACAAUCCCUUCCCAGGAUAUUCGACCGCGCCGACGGGAAAACGUGGGACUAUGUCUUCAACUGCGGCGGCGAGACUCGCUACUCGCAAGAGGAUGAGGUGUACAAGCUGCGGUCGCUCAACCUCUCGCUCACGGUGGGCCGGGAGGCGGCUAAGCGAGGCGUCAAGUGCUUCGUCGAGCUGAGCACGGGGAUGGUCUACAAGCCGGACUCUGUCCCGAGCAAGGAGAACGACAAGUUAAAACCGUGGAGCAAAAUCGCCGUCUUCAAGCUGCAAGCGGAAGAGGAGCUAGCAAAAAUUGAGGGGUUAAACCUCGCCGUCGUACGGCUGCCGCACAUCUAUGGCCCCUAUGCGUCGCAGUGGGUCGCAACCGCGCUGUGCAUGGCGCGGGUGUACAAGGCGCUCGAGUCCGAGAUGAAGUGGCUGUGGACAAAGGACCUGCGCACAAACACGGCGCACAUCCACGACGCGGUGCGCGCGCUCUGGGCAGUCGCCGGCUGGUAUGUCGCCGGCAAGGACAAGUGGGACGCCAAGACGAUGGGCAACCCGGUCCCGACGUUCAACGUGGUUGACAAGGGCGCCACCACACAGGGCGCCAUGGCCGAUAUCAUCGGCCAGGUAUUCGGCAUCGAGACGGGCUUCCAGGGGCAACUCAUCAGCACCUUUGCCAAGCUUAACCUGGACAGCGUCGUGGAUGACGUGAAUGACGAGUUGCUGGGUCCGUGGGCCGAUCUGCUUGCGGAGGCUGGCAUCACACGACCCGGGCCGCUGACGCCAUUCAUGGAGAGGGAGUUGCUUAAGGACACAGACCUCAGCAUGGACGGGUCGAGGUUAGAGGAGGUUGUCGGAUUCUCGUACGAGAAGCCCAAGAUCACCAAGGAGCUGGUGGAGGAGGUAAUUGAGAGCUACAAGAAGAUGAAGUGGUGGCCUUGA